CUUUCAAUCAUUAUUUGGCUUUUCUUUUGGCCCUCCUUGCAGAUUGGCUGCUGCUCUGAAAGAACUGAAUGUUUGGGUUGUGAAUGUUAUCUCCGUAGAUGCUCCAGAUACACUACCUAUUAUAUACGAACGAGGUCUAUUUGGAAUUUAUCAUGACUGGUGUGAAUCCUUCAGUACAUACCCAAGAUCUUACGAUCUUCUCCAUGCAGAUCAUCUCUUCUCAAAAAUUAAGAAGAAGUGUAAUUUCAUGGCUCUUGUAGCGGAGGUUGACCGAAUAUUGAGACCCGAAGGAAAGCUCAUUGUCCGGGACAAUGUUGAGACCCUUAAUGAACUUGAGAGCAUUUUCAAGUCUAUGAAGUGGGAGAUUCGCUCGACUUACUCUAGGGAUAAAGAAGGAUUGUUGUUUGUCCAGAAAUCCAUGUGGCGCCCUACUGAAGCCGAGACAAUUGUAUAUGCUAUUGCUUAAGGUUCCACAAAACAUACACAUUUUGAUUCAUUAGGCUUUCCUACCACGGAGAUUAGGGUUUUUCCAUCUUUUUUUUUUU
Molecule: messenger RNA, 545 nt
Organism: Olea europaea var. sylvestris
Lineage: Eukaryota; Viridiplantae; Streptophyta; Magnoliopsida; Lamiales; Oleaceae
Product: probable methyltransferase PMT26
Exons: 2
Cellular component (GO): cytoplasm; endosome; trans-Golgi network
Molecular function (GO): methyltransferase activity
Source: RefSeq, a predicted model, not a curated record